UGUUGCUAUUUAUGUAAUGUGAUAAGUACCUAUUGUAGGAAUAUAUUAGACAAGCCAUGGAAAAAUUAACAACUUUAAUGCUGUGUGAGAACAAUUCUUGUUGUUGUUUACCAAAGCGAGUGACUAUCAUAAUGAUAUCCCUUGUAAGUUUGGCUGGGUGCGUAGUGGACACGAUGUCUAUCGAAUCGUGCAGAAAACAAUGCAGCGAGCUACGAAACUUGGUCGAUUCAAUCAGAACAGUGCUCAUCACGUUAUUCCAAAUGGCCAAUCUGUUACUCCUUUUGGCUUCUUUACUCGAAAAUUCCCUAUUAGUUCAAAUAUACGUGUGGUACACGAUGGGGUUCGUCGUGAUGGGACUUACGGUCUCCAUACUCGAGUUCCUCGUCAACAUGAAGUGGGAAGGCAGAUGGAGCUUCGUCACUUUUGUACCCGAAGUGGCUUUUUUUUUGGUAUUUAUUUUUAUACUAUACUUUUUUAUCCGCAUAAAUUGCGAUAAACAGCGAUCCAUUGUUAAUCUCAGAUAUAGUUUACUAGCCAUAUCUCUCGGCUUCGCCCGUGGUCGUAUCGUGAUGUUAAAUAGUCUAUGA
Galleria mellonella (greater wax moth) is the source of this 587-nucleotide messenger RNA. RefSeq lists its product as uncharacterized. Bases 57 to 587 code for a protein of 176 amino acids. The record is from RefSeq and is a predicted model, not a curated record. The transcript is spliced from 3 exons. NCBI's taxonomy places the organism in Eukaryota, Metazoa, Arthropoda, Insecta, Lepidoptera, Pyralidae.